AUGAGAAUACACAAUCUUUCUACUAAUCCUAAUUUUCCGUGCUCAUUGCUAAAUGUAAACAAUGUCACGGUCAUGUUAGACUGUGCACUGGACGUUUCCACUUUGUCACUAUUUGCGCCUCUUGAUGUUAUUCCCAGCCAACAAUGCCAGAGUGACUCAUUCUCAAUUAAAAAUGUCCAAAAAGAUUUUUUAGAUGUUUUUUCCGUAAAGUACAUAAACACGACGCCAGAAUUCAUAAUCCCAAAUAUAGAGCUGUUAGACGUGUCAAUGAUCGAUGUUGUACUUAUUUCUAACUUCAAUUACAUACUCGGCCUGCCGUACGUCACCGAACAUCCGGACUUUAGGGGCGUGGUCUACGCCACGGAACCCACUACACAGUUUGGAAAGCUCUUAAUGGAAGAAUAUACAAAGCCAUUGGAGAAAGUGAAUCGGCCAAGAUCUUUGAAAUCCUUGUUCUCAAAGUCCUCGCAAAUUUCAGAACUGGCCAGCCUGCGAAGGACAGCACUUGCAACCAACAACAACAACAACGGCAGCAGCAGCAACAACACAGCAACAACAAUAACAAAUAACAUUAGUAACAAUAACAAAGAGUUUCCUAGCUUGAGGAGAUGGAGGAAGAUGUAUUCCUCUUCGGACGUUCUAUCCUGUCUAAGAAAGAUGGAGGUGAUUGCUUAUAAUGAAGCUAAGGAAAUCCCUGGUGGCCUGAUCCUGCAAGCGUUCAGCUCUGGAUUUUGCAUAGGCAGCUGUAAUUGGACAAUCUCAUCGCCCUAUCACAAGGCAGGAAAUUCAAAAAUUUGA
Molecule: messenger RNA, 798 nt
Organism: Helobdella robusta
Lineage: Eukaryota; Metazoa; Annelida; Clitellata; Rhynchobdellida; Glossiphoniidae
Exons: 8
Coding region: 1-798 (265 amino acids)
Biological process (GO): snRNA processing
Cellular component (GO): integrator complex
Source: RefSeq, a predicted model, not a curated record